Setaria italica (foxtail millet) is the source of this 1611-nucleotide messenger RNA. Its product is annotated as DNA-(apurinic or apyrimidinic site) lyase, chloroplastic. Lineage: Eukaryota; Viridiplantae; Streptophyta; Magnoliopsida; Poales; Poaceae. Gene Ontology annotation, molecular function: phosphoric diester hydrolase activity; DNA-(apurinic or apyrimidinic site) endonuclease activity; double-stranded DNA 3'-5' DNA exonuclease activity. The transcript is spliced from 8 exons. Bases 359 to 1279 code for a protein of 306 amino acids. The record is from RefSeq and is a predicted model, not a curated record. Gene Ontology annotation, biological process: base-excision repair. Gene Ontology annotation, cellular component: nucleus.
GCGGCAGCUCAAUUGGGGGGCCAGGGUUUGGUCAGAAGUCAGAACAUAAAAAUCGGGCCGUUUUAAUGAACUUCGGUAACACGGGCCCAUGUAGCAGUGAGACAAAACGCGGGAGGCCGUAAUCCUCGAGCUUAGUCGGUUCCGGGCCUGCAGCGAGAUUAACGCCGAGGCCUGCAAAUAUCUGCGAGCCGCUUCCGCCAGGAUCCCCACAGGUUAAGCCCCGCGGGUUUAACAAGACCUAGGUAGAAAUCCACCUGCUCGGCGUAUCGGCGGGAUCAUCGGCAAGACGGCGGGGAUUAGCGCCAAUCCCCGGCUUCGUGGCUGCCUGAUUCCUGGAAUCAAGCACAUCGUGUCGAACAUGAGCAGGACAGCUUCUCAGCGUGGAUAUCACGGCUGGAGCUCUGAGCCUUGGACUCGCCUUAGCCACAGAGAGAGGAAACCUCAAUGGUUUGCGUACAAUCCAAGGACCAUGAGGCCUCCGCCGCUUAGCAGUGAUACCAAUUCUAUGAAGAUUCUGUCCUAUAAUGUUAAUGGACUGCAAACUGUGGUAGAGUCUGGAUUUUCUGCAGAUCAGCUUUUCAGCCGGGAGAACUUUGACGUCCUGUGUCUUCAAGAGACACACUUGAAGGAGGGCAAUGUUGACCAUUUUAAGAACCUGGUACAAGACUUCGAUAACAGCUAUUGGUCAUGCAGUGUCGCAAGGCUCGGUUACUCAGGAACUGCAGUGAUUUCACGGGUAAAACCAAUCUCUGUCCAGUAUGGAAUUGGCAUACCCGCCCAUGAUCAGGAAGGCAGGGUUAUUACUUUGGAGUUUGAUGGUUUUUACUUGAUCAAUGCUUACAUCCCAAAUUCUGGACGUGGUUUAAAAAGAUUGAAUUACAGGGUCAAUGACUGGGAUUUGUGUUUUAGUGACUUCAUAAAGAAACUGGAAUGUUCCAAACCAGUAAUUGUUGCUGGUGAUCUCAACUGUGCUCGCCAAAGUAUUGACAUUCACAAUCCUCAAGCAAAAACUGAGGCUGCAGGUUUCACAAUUGAAGAGAGGGAGUCAUUUGAGGAGAACCUUACAAGCAAAGGCCUCGUUGAUACUUUCCGGAAACAGCACCCAAAUGCUGUGGCCUACACCUUCUGGGGUGAAAACCAGCGCAUUUCCAACAAAGGCUGGAGACUGGAUUACUUUCUCGCGUCAGAAUCUAUUGUGGACAAGGUCCAUGAUUCGUACAUUCUACCAGAUGUAUCGUUCAGCGAUCAUAGUCCAAUUGGGCUUGUGCUGAAGCUGUAGGCACUGAUGCCGUGUCUCAACUGAAGACUAAAUAACAUAGCAUCCUCCUCGACAAAAGACUUGUACAGAAUUUGCUUGUCCGGGCUGGAAAUAUUCGACGUCAGGUGGUGAUACCUUUGCGUAGUCACCUGUGGAGGUGGUACGCUCCGUUCACUUCGUCUUCGUGAACUCAGAAGGUUUUCUACGUGGUGCGAUUUGUUAAUGUUUUUGGGAUAACCAAAUACAAAUUUCAUUUUCGUGUCCGCUGCUUCUCAAGUUUGCAUCAUGAAUUAACAGUGAUAUAUAUGUUUUUUUUCUUGAGAAUGAAAUCUGUGCAAAACUUAGUAUCUCUA